UGUAUGUCAGUUAUUAGUUUUAGAUAAGCUUAAAAAAAGUUAUGACUUAUAAGUUAUGUUAGGAAAAACUUCAAGUACCAAAUUUAAGUGUAUUAUUCAGUUAUGGGUAUCCGUAUCCAAAUUGCCCGCCUAUUUCGAAUUUUUCGACAUAUUGCAAUUGGAUUAUGGGCCCUAUCUGGUUUAGCUUUAGUUGGAUGUUUUUUGUUAUAUUGGCUGUAUGGAGGGCUUUUGGCAUUCCUAUUGCUCAUAGCUGUAUUCUUAGGUCUUCUUUAUCAAGCUGAGGAUCAUCUUUUAUAUCAUCCCGAAUUACCUCCCCAUGCACGAGCAUUUGUGCCGAUGCCAACGAUGUUUGGUUUACCUUACGAAAAUUUAUAUAUUCGUAGCGGUGAUGGAACCCUGUUACAUAUGUUUUUUAUCAAACAACCAGAUGAUCGAAUUAUGAACUGCCCAACAAUCGUUUUCUUUCAUGGUAACGCUGGCAAUAUUGGACAUAGGUUAUCCAACGUCGCUGGAUUAUAUCAAAAUUUAAAGUGUAACAUAUUGUUACCCGAGUAUCGAGGAUAUGGCCUAUCACAGGGAAAACCUAGUGAAGAAGGUUUAUAUAUGGAUGCAAGAUCAGCUUUAGAUUACAUCACAAGUAGAAAUGAUGUGAAUAAAUCUGAAAUUAUAGUUUUUGGAAGAUCUUUAGGUGGAGCUGUAGCUAUUGAUUUAGCAUGUCGACCAGAAUAUGCAGAUAAAAUAUGGUGCAUAAUUUUAGAGAAUACUUUUACAAGUAUUCCAGAAAUGGCAAAAGUAUUUGUGCACUGGCAAUGCAUUAAUUAUUUGCCAUUAUGUUUUUAUAAAAAUAAGUUUUUAUCAUCAUAUAAAAUAACAAUGUUGAGGGUGGCCGUAUUAUUCAUAUCAGGACUUGGUGAUACUUUGGUACCAUCCAGAAUGAUGAAUGAAUUACAUUCAAGAUGCGGUAGUGAAUUAAAACAGAUUAUACAAAUUGUGAAUGGUACGCACAAUGAGACUUGGACAAUGCCAGGUUAUUAUAAGCAUAUUGCAUGCUUUCUACAAAGCAAUAUAGAUAAAAAAACAAUUUUGAAUCCAUCCAGUAAUGAUUCGUCAAUAACACGAACGUGGCAAAAUAUACAGAACAUAUAAAUUAUAUUUUACAUAUUUAAUUAUGUAUUUUAUUAAAUAUGAGUUUUGUCCAAGUGUAUAGAAUAUUAAAAGUGCGUAUUCAUAUUUUUUUCGUCUAGUUUUAAGCAUGUAGGACGGGCAUAAUUAUAUGCAUUUAUAAUUUA
Molecule: messenger RNA, 1289 nt
Organism: Chrysoperla carnea
Lineage: Eukaryota; Metazoa; Arthropoda; Insecta; Neuroptera; Chrysopidae
Gene: Bem46
Product: protein ABHD13
Exons: 3
Coding region: 103-1146 (347 amino acids)
Cellular component (GO): membrane
Molecular function (GO): palmitoyl-(protein) hydrolase activity
Source: RefSeq, a predicted model, not a curated record